Eriocheir sinensis (Chinese mitten crab) is the source of this 3175-nucleotide messenger RNA. RefSeq lists its product as uncharacterized. Gene Ontology annotation, molecular function: hydrolase activity. The coding region runs from base 289 to 1365 and encodes 358 amino acids. Gene Ontology annotation, cellular component: endoplasmic reticulum. Gene Ontology annotation, biological process: GPI anchor biosynthetic process. The record is from RefSeq and is a predicted model, not a curated record. Lineage: Eukaryota; Metazoa; Arthropoda; Malacostraca; Decapoda; Varunidae. The transcript has 9 exons.
AAUCAAAGCGGCACCCCAGUUGGGCAGCUUUAGCCAGGCCGUUCCGUGAGUCCCUUUAAACACCUGUUACGGCCUUCAAAUCCACCUUCAUUCCUGCUCCUCCAAUGGCUGAUUAACCUUGCCGGGCAUCCUCCUAACCUUAUGAGGCUCCAGCAACCCGACCCAAACACCAGGAGGGAGGUGACUAUCAAGUGGUUAAGGUGACAUUGUCAUGAUCACCAGACCUGCCUGCAAGCCUUCCUAAUGGGAUCUGCUUUGGAAGAAUAUCCACAGAAGGUGGUCUAAAUAAUGUCUCGAUUUUUAUUUUGCUCCUACCAAAGAGUGACGAGGAAGCAGCUGGUGGUGACCAUCUUGACAUCAGUUGUAUUGUUCAAUGAGUGGCUCACGUAUGCUGCCAGUUCCCUCAGCUGGCCCAGCCUGCACACUCCUAGUGAUGAACAUGUUCGAGUACUCUUUGCUGCUGAUCCCCAGAUCUUGAGUUUGCUUUCAGACUCUGAACCUAUAUUUCCACUCAGUUUAAUAACUAUAUGGGAUGCAGACAGGUUUGUUAGCCGUGGUUUUCAAAUGGCAUUGUGGAAGACAAAGCCAGAUAUUGUUGUGUUUUUAGGUGACCUCUUAAAUGAUGGAAGCAUAGUUAAUGACAAUGACUUUAACGCAACACUUGGACACUUUAAAAAUCUUUUGAGUGUUCCUAACUAUGUAAAGCACACUAUCUUCCUGCCAGGAGACAACGACAUCGGUGGGGAAGGAAAUGACUUGGUGACGCCCCACAAAAUCAACAGAUUCUAUGCUUUUCUUAACCAAAGUAUGACACUACAAUACAAAUUCAUAGAUUUCAUCCAGAUGCGAGUCAUGGAUGAUUUCACUUUCCCUGACAACAAGCUGCCACCAGAGGAGGGGAGAGUCCGCAUUCUUUUGUCACACAUGCCUCUUCUGACCAGGACAAGAGAGAGGGUAAAACAGAAAAUCAUCAAGCAACAGCCAUCCUUCAUAUUUUCUGGACACGAACAUGAGUCUUUUCACUUCACUGGUAUGAAAGAAGAAGGUCAUGCCCAAGAUUUUCAAGUUCUCAAAGAUAAUCAGCGUGUCUGGCACUUUGAGUCAGCUGGCACCCUCCUGCAUGAAAUUGUCGUCCCCACCUGCUCCUACAGGAUGGGGCAGGUGGAUGCUGGUUAUGGAGCUGCAGUUAUUGAAAAAUCUGGGGGAAUAACCUACACAGUGUUGUGGCUCCCCUCACGCUUCGAGCAGCUGUGGUUGUACGUGGGCUUCCUUGUUCUGCUUAUAGUUAUCAUGAUAUUACCAGAGACAAUCACCUCUAAGAUGCGCUGGGCACACACAGAGGGGUCUCUCUCCUGGAAGCAGUAAUCAUUCCACGGGAAAUUGGAAAAGUACAUCCUCAGGUCAUCCCACCGAGCUGAAGCAAAAUGCCAGAACCAUCGCCUCUUCGGUGGGUCCAGAGGAUGUACAGGAGCGAUAGGACAGGAAACAGAAAUAAGGUUAUGAUCGGAGGAGUCCAACAGAGAGAACAGUUUGACAGAGUAAGCAGAAGGAUUAGAGGUAAGGAAGAGGUCUAGAAUGUUGGGCCUGUCUCCAAGACGGUCCUCCACUGCUCUCUUUGCAUGUCCAAACCAUCGGAGUCUUUCCCUUCUGAGCACUGUUUCCAGGUCCUCUACUCCACAUCUGUUAGCUACAUCUGCACUGGACACCCUGUCUUGCCACCUGAUCCUCGCCAUACACUUCAGCAUUCUGCAAUCCCUUGCUCUCAAUACCUCCAUCAAUUUUCUAGUUAGAGUCCAUGUUUCUGCUCCAUACAACAUCACUGAUCUAAUACACACUUAGUACACCCCUGCUCUGCUCUUUAGAGGGAUGCUACAAUUCACAAGCAGACUAGCCACCUCCCUCCACUUUAACCACACUGCUGCCUCUCUCGCUCUCACUGUCCUCUCCACUCCCGCCUCACAGUCCAGAACAUCUCCCAAAUAACAGAAAUGUUCUACCUCAUCCAGCUUUCCUUCAUUCACCUCUAGUUCAUCCCUCUCAGGGAGCACUGAGCACUGAAAUGCUAUGAGAAAAUCCAUAAAUAUAAUGUAAAAGUACAGUUUUGCACAGUUAAAUAACUUGCAAUUACAACCAAUGAAUAUACAUGGGGAGUAAUGUAAUAUCCACCACAUGAUGACCUUGGCCCGUUGAAAAAGUUGAAUACACGUCAUUAUCAUGCUUAACCAUAUAGAAAAUAAGUCGCUUGGUAUAGCUAGGCGCGAAUGCUUCACAUCCUGACACAACACUUAAGUCAUGUAAGAAUUUUGCUGGUUAUAAUAUUCAAGCUUUCAAUAGUUAUCAAAAAUCACUUAAAGGUUCCCUCCCAACCUUUUCAAAGCAACCACAAUUUCAGGCAGACCCUACACAGCUUGCAGACACUUGUUGCUUUGUAUAGGGACUCUCAUACACAUGGCCCGGUUUUCUUUUCCUCUUUGCCUGCAGUUGCCUCCAGCCAUCCACAAGCAUUUCCUGCUUCCUUGUGUACUCUGACGUACCAGGCUGAGGAUCACUUAAAAUGUCAGUUGCGGCGAGAUAAACUGUAAGCAAGCCACUGAUUGGCCCAGUCACAAGUCUAGGCACUGAUUGGCUCAAAAUGUAACUCGUCGUGCCAUUGGUAGGUGGGCCAGGCAUCAGGUUUGCCUUUCCCAAUCUCAUAACUAGACCCAAGCACUUCACCCUGACAGCUAGUUUUAAACUAUUAUAAUUAACUUUAAUUUUCAGUCAUUAAAGGCAAAAUAGCCACAUAAUUUAUUGUCAUGAAGUACAACAGACUUCAUAUAAAAACUAGCACAAAAAUUGCAUUUUCAUUUUGGUUGCAAGUUUGCCUCUCCUAUUUUCCAUGCCUCAAAUGUUGCACAAAGGGCUGGAUCUCAUGUGAAAUAAUAAUUACAUAUAAUGUGUUUUGUCAGAUGUAACUUAUGCAUUUGAAUACACAGUGCAAUUUUUGUUCUGAUAAUUCUGAUGAAAAAAUACAUGUGAUUCUCCCAGUUUUCAUCCAAUAUCAAUCAUUAUUUUACUGCUACAGUAAUCUCUUAACUGAUUACUCAUAACUGUCCUUUUUUUCAUUCAUAAACAUUUCAUCAAUAUAAUUCAAUGUCUUUUGUUGUGUGUGUAUAUAUAUAUAUAUAUAUAUAUA